Polychytrium aggregatum is the source of this 1863-nucleotide messenger RNA. Its product is annotated as adenylate kinase-domain-containing protein. Gene Ontology annotation, molecular function: AMP kinase activity; ATP binding. NCBI's taxonomy places the organism in Eukaryota, Fungi, Chytridiomycota, Chytridiomycetes, Polychytriales. Gene Ontology annotation, biological process: nucleobase-containing compound metabolic process. Bases 69 to 1862 code for a protein of 597 amino acids. The transcript has a single exon. Gene Ontology annotation, cellular component: cytoplasm. The record is from RefSeq and is a predicted model, not a curated record.
CAGCCCCGAGUGUAACUCAGCAGAGUUUCGCUGUUGUCGUCCGAUACCACCGCCCAGCGACUGCGAACAUGUUUCUCUCAGCAGCCACGGCCCAGCUCCGGAUAUCGGUUCAGCAGACAGCCGCCGCAACCAGUCAUUCCCUCCCCGGUUCGGCCUCGUCGUCAGCAGUAUCAUCGCCUCGGGUUCUCCGGGCGGCUCUGUCCCGGACGACCCACACAACUCCCACGGACUUGCUCGGGCGCCCCGGCCCGGUUGCUGUCCAAGAUGCGACUGUCCAACAUUCGGACCAGCCCACCCUGGCUGUUCCGGUUCUGCCGCCCCGUCAGCGCUCCAUCUCGGCCGGCGGUGUUCUGCCAAGGAGGCAAGGUCGAGCACCGGUGCGGAUGCGAGCGGAGACAAGCACCCCGGCUUCACGAACUCCUCUCCACCCAAGCUCCCAGAAACAGGCGGCCAUCAACAUCAUCGUCCAUUCUAAUGACGUGCAUCGCGCUGACCAGCUUACAGCCCAUCCCCCACUGACGUCGGCGUUGUUCUCGGGCCAUUUGUCGCCAUCGAAUGGUCGACUCUCGCCAAGUACGAUCCCUACCCAUCCAGCGGCCACGCGCCUCGACAUUCCCAAGAUUGAGCUCGACCUCUGUGCAGUUCCGGGUACCCAGAUGCAGAAGAUGGCUCUGAGAAAAUCGCACAGUGUCGAUUUCCCAAAGUCGGCUAUAGUGUCCACAGGCGCUGGGCUGUCGACCCCAUCAUCUCCGCUGAUCGACAAGAUCAAGUGCUUUGCCAUUGCCCUCGAGGAGGAUAUCAAACACGUCAAGGAUGUCGCAGCCAAGAAGGGUGGCUGGGUGUCGACUAUAGCCGAGGAUAUCACCACCAGCGCGAAAGUCGUCCCGAUACCCGGGUCGGCCUUGGAUGCAACGGCAGAAGCAGCGGCACGGACCCCGAGCACUGCAUCCACAGCAACACCAACAGCAACACCAACAGCAGCAACAGCAGCACCGAGUGCAAGAAUCUCGACUCUCGACGCAACAACCCCACUUAUGACAGUGCUGGAAUCUGCGAUACCCACGCAACUGACGACAGCGGAUCGCUCUGGAGGCUAUGACCUUCGUCGUCCAGAGUCACAAAGCCGAGUUUUGGCCAGAGGAUGCCCAGCUGUCGAGUACUCGCUUUCGGCAACGUCGCUCGAGUCGCGACAAUCCCUGCCGGUCAUGCAGCCGCCGCGAAUCGUUUAUGUUCUUGGUGGACCCGGCAGCGGUAAGGGAACUCACUGCCAGCGGCUCUCGAAAGAGUUGGGCUUCAAGCACAUAUCGCUCGGCGAUCUGCUGCGGAAGGAGGUCGAGCGCAACACUGUCAUUGGCCGGACGGUAGCGACGGCCAUGAUCAACGGCACGAUGGUCUCGGACGAGAUCGUCGUCGAGAUUCUGAGACGAGCGCUUCGAACCAUGGGCGGAGAGGUGGUUCUGCUUGACGGGUUCCCACGGACGGCCGACCAGGUCCAAGCGAUAUCCAAACUCGGGUUCAAGUGCGUGGGUGCUGUCGGCAUUGAGGUUGGGCAGCAGGAGCUCGAAGCCCGGCUGCUGAAACGAGGCAGGCGAGACGAUAAUUGCGCUGCUGUGCAGGAGCGGAUUCGGUUCUGGGGCCAUGAGGGCCAGUCGGUCACCGAGCAGAUGAGCCGGCAGAUCCUCAAGCCCACCUGGGUCAACGGCGAAGGCUCCUUCGAGGAUGUGUACCAGAGCGUCAGCGACGUGGUCAAGAGGUUUGCUGGAAGCCCGGAUCCGUCGGUCCGGCCCGAAUGGAAGGUGUGGGCAGACAAGAUUGGCGCGGCGCUGAACAGCAGCCCGGCUGGCGCUGGAGGACGGGUGUAGU